Molecule: messenger RNA, 1616 nt
Organism: Phaedon cochleariae (mustard beetle)
Lineage: Eukaryota; Metazoa; Arthropoda; Insecta; Coleoptera; Chrysomelidae
Source: the annotation of a GenBank genome assembly
GUUUUCACUGUUUUUAGGUUAAGUCAAGUUGAGGUUAUGUUUUCUUAUUUUUUAGAAAAUGAGUUACGAAGUCAGGUAUUCCGAUUCUGCAAAGGGUCGUGGUUUAUUUUCAAAAACAAAACUUCUAUGUGAUACAACCAUCCUAGAAGAGGACCCUCUAGUAUCCUGCCAGUUUCAAUGGAAUGCAGCUUAUCAAUACUUAGCUUGUGAUCAUUGUUUGAGACCUCUAGAAACUGCACAAGAAAAUGCAACUAGAUUAACAGGUAAAAUGGUAGAAUUGCCUCAUCCAGAGUGCUGCUGUACAGAUAAGAGUAGAUUUUCUUCAUGUCCUAGUUGUGGGUUACAGUACUGUUCAACUGAAUGUAGAGAAGAAGCUUACAAUCAGUAUCACCGAAUACUGUGUACUCAGACAACAGAUAAAAACAGUUCUCACCCAUUGGAACAGUUGAAUGAAGCAUGGAAGCAAUUGCACUAUCCCCCUGAAACCAGCACAAUUUUUCUAGUGGUUAGACUCCUAGCUAGGAUUCUUCAGGCCCCAAAUAGGGAAGCUGCUAUUGCACAAACUCUACAAUUUUGUCAUCACACAGUGAAUGAAGAUGCAGAUUUGGCACAUAAACUGUUGGGUGAAAAGUUUGCAGGUCAACUAUCACUGCUUCACAAUUUGCUAGUUGCUGCUGUUCCACAUGAAGGCAUAGAACAAUUUUUAACAUUUGAGGGGUUCCAAAGUCUCUUGGCCCUGAUAGGUACUAAUGGGCAAGGAUUAGGCACUAGUGCUAUAAGUCAGUGGGUCAAAAAUACUGGCACUUUACCUAUUUCCCAGGAAGAGAGAGAAAACUUGGACUCAUUUGUAGACAAUCUUUAUAUACAGAUGGAUUCCAAUGUGGGAGAGUUUUUGAAUAAUGAAGGGGUUGCCCUGUAUGCUCUACAGAGUGCUUGCAAUCACAGUUGCAGUCCUAAUGCUGAGCCCAGAUUUGAGCAUAAUAAUCAUAGGUUAUCUUUGGUGGCAACCAGAGAUAUUGAAGAAGGUGAAGAGAUUUUCAUUAGCUAUCUGGAUGAGUGUAUUUUGGGUAGGUCAAGACAUUCAAGAAGAAAAGAACUUGUCAGCAACUAUCUUUUUGAAUGUCAUUGUUCAAAGUGUGAAGCAGAAGCUGAUGAACCUGAUGUUACCAGUGAAGAAGAUGAUGAUGCAGAAGAAUCAAUGGAGGAUUCAUCUUGAAUUUGAUAUGGGGGUUUUGUACUGAAAAUAAUCUUGAAUAUGAACAAAUUGUUAAUUCAUAUUUGAUAUCCUUUAUAGAUUUUCAUGAUAAUAGAAUAUUCUAAACACAUUUUCAAUCCUCUUCUUAUCCCAUAAUGAUUAAAACAAAGAGAACUUGGUCAGAACCCAUGAAGUAAAUAUCUGUAAAUUAGACAUUUCUUUUAUGAGAUUGAAGGCAUAUAAGUAGAUUAAAAUAUAUUAAAUAUAUCUACAUGAAUAGAACUAUUCAUUCUAUCACAACUCCUGUGUUAGGUACCAGAUUUAUCAGCUUGUUACUGUUUUCUGCCAAGUCAGCUAUGGACACCCUUCCUCUCUGCCUGAUGAACUUUGCUACUGCCUCCAUUUCUUCCUUUGCAACAUA